Pichia kudriavzevii is the source of this 1893-nucleotide messenger RNA. RefSeq lists its product as uncharacterized. NCBI's taxonomy places the organism in Eukaryota, Fungi, Ascomycota, Pichiomycetes, Pichiales, Pichiaceae. The transcript has a single exon. The record is from RefSeq and is a predicted model, not a curated record. The coding region runs from base 1 to 1893 and encodes 630 amino acids.
AUGGAAAUGGAACAAACAGAUCCUGGCUUGGCCAUGCUUCUUCUCCUAGAACCAUUUCCUGUUGAACCACCAGACUACGAGUUGACACUUCCAAGGGUUAACAGACCCACAUACACUGAUUUUAAGCCGUACAAUGAAAAGCUACCCUCUUAUUCCCCUACUGUUUACAAACUUGGAGUAUUGUAUCGAAAAAUGGAAUGGACUUCUCCAUUUGAAAUGGCGCAACAAAGAACAUGGAAACCAUACAUCUUUGAGUUGAAUAAUACACAACUGAAUAUUUAUAGAUAUCCCGCAGAAGCUGAUGAUUCUAUACUCACGAAAUUUGAUCCACCAUCAUCAUUCUCAAGCAAUAACUCUUACUCCUUAUUACAUCCCUACCAUUAUCACCACUUAAUGCUGAAAAAACUACAACAUCAAGUGGCGCCUACGGCACUAGCAUCUAAUGAUGAUGAUGUGAUAUAUUCUUAUAAUGAAGAUAAUUUUCGAUCAAUAAUGACAACAAAGACUGACUUGAAGGCUUUGAAAUACUUCAAAUCGAUUAAUGCUCUGGAAUCUACAAAUAUUGUGCGCUCUUAUUCACUUCAAUAUGGUAAGAUCGGCUUAUCAAUUGAUUAUAAGAAAAAACCGCAUGUUUUCCGCUGCAGAUUUGAAAGUGAACAAUUUUUGAUCGACUUCCCCAAUGCAGAAGGAAUGGUGGAAUGGUAUAAUGCAAUCAAUUUAGGAAUUGAUAAUUCUCUUGAUUUGAAUCGUCGUGAAAUGCCAACGCACAGGACUGUUCCCAGACGGAGACGUAGAAAAGUUCAACAAAUGAAUCACCCACAUUUUUCAUCAGCUAGAAAUAUCGCGUUAGGUUUGGGGUUUGCAACACCUGGUAUGUUAUCGGAUUCUAAUUCCUCAAGUGGAAAAUCUUCAACUUCUUCAAGUGGUAAAUCCAAAAAAGAACUAAAAGGCUUAUUCAAAGGUAAAUCGAUUGAUAGUAUUUUCAAACUUGGCAAAUGGCAAAAGUUUGAUUCAAAAUCAAGACCUGCUUCUUCAAACAGUAAUAAUAACCAGCUGAUUACUAGUCAUAGGAAUAUGAAUAAAAUAGGUUCUGAUCACAGCCAUGAAUCUUCACCAAGUGCACAUGUAAACACCGGUUCUUUUAAGGCAUUUCCUUCAUCAGGUAGAUCAAAUGCUUCUGGGUCCCCUGAAAGAUAUAACAGAGAAGGUUUGCCUAUUGAUGAUGAUGGCUUUGAAAUUGUAGAAGAAUAUGAUGAUGAAUUCAUUGAUGAUGAUGAGGAUGAAUUUGUUGUCGACGAUGGCACUAAUGGACGGUCUAAUACGCAGGACGACUUAGAUAGUUCAAUUGAAGAUACCGAUCAGGAGGAUAAUGAAGAACUGAUCGAUGAAAAUUUUGAUGGAAAUAUUGGGUUUCUUAUCAAUAAAUUUCAAGAGGGGAAGCCAUCCCUUUCUGCUCUUGAUACACCUUCAUUUUCAUUGAAUUCAAUCAGCAGCUGUACUGCUUCAGGCAUAACUUCUAUGAAUACAGGUUCAUCGAAACAACUUUGCAAAUUAAGAACAUAUCGUGAAUAUAUUGCCAAACCGUCGCCAUUAUCUGUCAGGGCCCAAACUUAUCCGGCACAACGUAAGAUAAUAAGAGACUCGAUACGCUGUAUGGUUCCCUUAACUGAAAAUGAGAGAUGGAUUGGUAAAUUUCUAUUAUUAGAUUAUGAUUGGAAAUAUAAACCUCAGUCGAAGGAAGAUGUUGAUCAUCACUUCCAAUCAAUUGAAGUCCUAACUCAUGUUUCUGAUGUUGGUUCCAAGUACAAACAUAAAUUCCGUAGGCCAUUACAAGAAUGGAUUGUGACUCCGAGUGGAUUACUUCCUUACAUUAAUCCAUCGGCAUUCCACUAA